AUUUGAUCACACAGGCGAGUCUCUGUUUCUGCAGCGGCCAUCGCUGUUUUGUUUUUGUCGUGACAGGAGUCUUUCACAUCUUAUAUUCUUCCGUUUUUAUGCGUAUAGAUCAUACUUAUUGUGUUGCUUUAUUUAAAAAUGCGUCAUUUUUAACGAUAGUUAUAUAAAAUCAGCUUAACACUAAUUUAUUCCGUAUUUUUAUACGAAGCAAGUCUGGUCAGUACGUUCAUAGAGGUCGGAUGACAGGUGCGAAUUUGGCUUUUACUCUAAAAAGACAAAAUGAGCGACAACGUUCAUCUCAGUUUAGCAAACACGGGUAAAGACGGUCAAACUCCUGCAGCCGGGGACAGCAACACCACCCCGUCCGACCCAGAGAACUUCCCGUACGACGCUGAAGACCCGGGCGACGAGAGCGACGUGCCGGAGGCGAGAGACGGCGCGGCCAGUCCGGAGGAGCUCAACGACGACGAGACGUCCGGGGAGAGCGAGAACGUGCCCAAGACCUGCAUCUAUGACGGCUGCACGGAGACCACGACGCAGGUGGCCAAAGCCAGGAAACCCUGGAUGUGCAAAAAACACCGGAAUAAAAUGUACAAGGACAAGUAUAAGAAAAAGAAAAGCGACCAGGCCAUGUCGUCGGGAAAACUAGAUGAGGGUUCAGAGGAGAGGCCUGUAUCUGUUACUAAGCAACGGCUGGGUAACAUGGGAGACAGACCAGCCAGACCGUCCCUCAUUGAGCAGGUGCUGAACCAAAAAAGACUGUCUCUGUUAAGAAGUCCAGAAGUCAUCAGUUUCCUUCAGCAGCAGCAGCGUUUACUGACCACACAGAAUCGAGCUCAAACACAGCACAACUACUGAAGACCGGAGAGGAUUUAAUGCAGUCACAUUUUCACAGACAUUUUUAAAUGGGCAGUAUUCAAUAUUCAAGUGGGAACCGUGAGCGUUUGUGACCUACAGUCAUCCUUGAUGGUGUGGAGACUAUUAACACUGCAUUUUGAAAACUGAUAUUUGACAAAGAUCUGAUUGAUCUGAAGUACUUCUGUCAUCAUCAAGCUCUUGAGAUCAUGAAUUAGCAGCUAAAUCUAAAUAUCAACAAUCAGUUUGAAUAGCCAUCCUGUUCGACCACAUGUAGUGUCAUUUAGGAUUUUUAAAUUAUUGAUGAAAUGGCAGCUUUUAUCAAAAAAAAAAAUAAAUUUUUUUUUUGCGAUCCGUAAUGAUGUUGAAAGCUACAAUUUAGUUUCACCACAUCUUGACCGUGUAGCUGAAAGUAACAGCGUACACACAGAAUUGUUAAGUCAGCUUUAUUAUUAAGUUGCUAAGAACAAGCAAAUGAAGUUUUAUUGAUCUUGAGAAAAUUUUUCAGCUGUAAAAGCAUUAAUACUUAUGGAUUUUUUGGUCAAAAAAGUAAACAGCCACAAAUAGAAGAAGGUUUUUUGUAUUACAAGGACAGCUAACGCAAAUGAAGAAAACAACAUGAAAUGCUAUAGAAGGUACAUAUUACUCAAAAUAUGACACAAAUAAACCAUUUCCAGAACAA
Messenger RNA from Labeo rohita (rohu), 1537 nucleotides. It is a transcript of the gene rfxap, whose product is annotated as regulatory factor X-associated protein. Bases 280 to 858 code for a protein of 192 amino acids. Gene Ontology annotation, biological process: regulation of transcription by RNA polymerase II. NCBI's taxonomy places the organism in Eukaryota, Metazoa, Chordata, Actinopteri, Cypriniformes, Cyprinidae. Gene Ontology annotation, cellular component: nucleus. The transcript has 3 exons. The record is from RefSeq and is a predicted model, not a curated record.